GGACAUGGCGGCGACUGGGGGCGGUGUCAUGGCGGAGGCUGGGGACCGGGCCAUGGCGGCGACUGGGGACGGUGUCAUGGCGGAGACUGGGGACCGGGCCAUGGCGGAGACUGGGGACGGUGUCAUGGCGGAGACUGGGGACCGGGCCAUGGCGGAGACUGGGGACCGGGCCACGGCGGCUGGGGACGGUGUGGGACGGCUCCAACUGCGGGCUGCCAUCGGCUUCAACGGGCAUAUUCCCUGUGGCCUCAUGUGCCACCCUGAUACGAAGCAUAUUCUCUAUGCCCUGGGAUGUACCGUGGUUAUUCAAGAGCUGGAUAGUAAGAGACGGAGUUUCUUGCAUGGCCACACCAACAACGUCUCCUGCGUCGUCAUCUCCAGGGACGGGGUGUAUGUUGCCUCUGGACAAGUCACUUCCAUGAGCUCCAAGGCAGCCAUCAUUCUGUGGGAUUUCCAGAGCAAGGAGUUACUUGCCCGGCUGGCACUUCAUAGAGGCAAAAUUGAAGGACUAGCUUUUUCUCCAACCAACCUUUAUCUGGCAUCACUGGGAGGGCAGGAUGAUGGCAGGCUGGUUGUGUGGGACGUUGGCAUGAGAGAGGCUAUCUGUGGGAGCCCAGCCUCACCAUGCAGCACAGGCAGCACCACCAUCCUGCUGAGCUCCAGCUGCAGUGACCAGCUCUUUGUCACUGCUGGAAAUGGGACCGUUCGAGUAUGGGAGCUGGAUGUGACCAAUAGGAAAAUCCACCAAGCUGAGUGCCAGACAGGGAAACUGAGAAGAGUGGCCAUGUGUGCUAAGAUAACAGAUGAUGACACUUAUUUUUAUGUUGGCACAUCAAGUGGUGAUAUCCUGAAGGUGAACACAAACAGCAAGAUGAUGACUGACUUUGGUCCCCAGAAGAAGAAGUUUAUCUUAGGAGUCACAGCUUUGCUUUUGCUGAAGUCAGGAGAGGUGAUAGUUGGCACUGGAGAAGGGAUCGUAGCUCUCUGUAAAAGCUCCAGCUACAAAGUAAUGAAGAAAAUGCAAGUUGAAGGUGCUGUCACUUCCUUGACAUGUAGAGGUCAGGGCCACCAGUUCUUUGUAGGGACAAACAAGUGCCAGAUUUAUCAAGUUGACUUUGCUGAGUUCACAGAGGAGCUGCUCAGCACCAGCCACAGCGAAGCUGUCCACGACAUCGUUUUCCCUUCGGGAACUUCUGACUUGUUUGUCACCUGCAGCAAAAAUGACAUUCGAGUGUGGCACACCCCAGAAAACAGGGAGCUCCUAAAAAUCGUUGUCCCCAAUGUGACCUGCCAUGCCAUAGAGGUGACGAGGGAUGGCAGCAGCAUUAUUUCAGCGUGGAGUGACGGGAGGAUUCGUGCCUUCCUGCCCGAGGACGGGAAGCCCAUGUUCGUGGUGGAGAACGCACACAGCAGGGGGGUGACGGCCAUCGCUGCCACCGCCGACGGCCGCCGCCUCCUCAGCGGAGGGGAAGAGGGGCAGAUGAGAGUCUGGGAGAUCAAUGAGAAGACUCAGAAGCUGAGGGAAGUUCUGAAGGUGCACAGAGCUACUGUGUCCUGCAUUAAGAUCAAGAAGGAUGACCAGGAGUGUGUCACAGCCAGCCUUGAUGGAAGCUGCAUCGUCUGGGAUAUUGUGCGUUAUGUAAGUAAACAAAUGUUUCGGGGCAAUGCCAUCUUCAAAUGUGUGUGUUACCAUCCAGAAGAGUUCCAGAUAAUCACCAGUGGGACAGACAGAAAAGCUGCAAAGAUUGGCUACUGGGAAGUGUUUGAUGGCUCUGUCAUCAGAGAAGUGGAAGGGUCCACAUCAGGUUCCAUCAACGGGAUGGACAUCACAUCAGAUGGGACACACUUUGCCACAGGUGGUGAUGACCAACUGGUGAAGCUCUGGAACUACACCGAGGGGAUGGUGACUCACAUUGGGCAGGGCCACGGUGGCAGCAUCACCCGCCUCAAGAUCUGCCCUGGCAACAAAUUCAUUGUCAGCGUGAGUGAAGAUGGUGCCAUCCUGAUCUGGGGAUACCCAGCCCUGCACUAACAGCUGCUGCUUCACUCCCCAGCCCUUCCUGACCUUUUCCUUUAUAGCUGAGGUUGUUUCCAAACUCUUGUACUGUCAGAGGAGUUGCUCUUUUUGUGUUCUCAGGUAUAUAUUUAUUAAUAACUUAU
Molecule: messenger RNA, 2160 nt
Organism: Colius striatus (speckled mousebird)
Lineage: Eukaryota; Metazoa; Chordata; Aves; Coliiformes; Coliidae
Gene: CFAP52
Product: cilia and flagella associated protein 52
Exons: 14
Coding region: 5-2032 (675 amino acids)
Biological process (GO): cilium assembly
Molecular function (GO): protein binding
Source: RefSeq, a predicted model, not a curated record